Molecule: messenger RNA, 2110 nt
Organism: Drosophila willistoni
Lineage: Eukaryota; Metazoa; Arthropoda; Insecta; Diptera; Drosophilidae
Product: probable G-protein coupled receptor Mth-like 9
Exons: 7
Coding region: 530-2068 (512 amino acids)
Molecular function (GO): G protein-coupled receptor activity
Source: RefSeq, a predicted model, not a curated record
AUGGAGCGUUGUCGUAGUCGUUGCGGUUUCAGUCUUUGCCUUUGCGUUUGCGUUUGCCGGUUUAUCGUUUAGCCCGCGAGAGAGUCUUCAAAGAGUUGUUUUUUUUUGUUGUAGUUGUUGUUGUUGUAGUUGUUGUUGCUUAUGAUUCUGUUGAGGUUGUCGCAAUCGUAGCCGUUUUUAGACAUACAACGUCAGCGUCAGCGUCGCGACUCGACGUUUUGUCGUUGUCAAUUUGGAUUUUGGUUUUAUAUAGUGUGUGUACACAAAAAAACACACUCACUUAUAGAGGUGUGUGUGUGUGAGUGUGAGCAGCCCUGUGUGCGUAUGCGUAUUGCAUAAAAGUCCAAAAUAGUGAGAAGAAAUAACAACACAAAAAUUGUGGCUUCUAUUUAUUUAUUCAAUUUUCACACAAAAAGCAAAUGCUAACUAAUGCUAAAGCUAAAGUUGUGACGUCACAAACGGAAAUUAUAAAUUAAAGAACAAAAGAAGAAAACGUAGAAAAAAAAAAAAAAACAACAACAAUCUCAAGAUGUUAAUCACAUAUUUAGCAAUCUGCACACAAUUUCUAUUGCUAGUCCAAUCAUUGGAAAUUGCUUCAAUUGUCCAUCCUUGCCCCUAUGCAGAUACAGUCAAUAUCACCGAUGGCCUAAGGCAUAAGGAUGGCUCCUACUCGUAUGCUGGUGUAGUGAUACCAACCCAUUUGAUGGCCGAAUACAAUUUCAAAGUGAUCGAUGGCGUUGAAUAUAGGGCACCCAAACAUUUGAGAGGCUGUGUCUGUCAAUUGAAGCCGUGCAUUAGUUUCUGUUGCCCCAACGAUUGGAUUUUCAAUGCGGCCACCUGGAAUUGCACUAGACCCGAUCUAAUACGACCCGUAUCCCAUGUUGAGGUCACUUAUCGGAAUCGUAGUGUCGAUCAAUUAAAGAUUCAAGAGCAUUUUGUUAUACGCACCGAACUGGGGUGUCGCAACAAAUUCGUGGAUAAGAAACAUGAAUCAUUUUGGCAAUGGGAUCUCUAUGAGAAUGGAACUCUAUGGCGUGACGAAAGGCUUUGGAAUACGGAUGAAUAUUGUUUCACACCGUUGGAGCAUAAGCCGAGUGUGUGGGAGUUGACACCAUUGAAUUGUGAACGCUUUCAGCGGGGCUAUCGCGUCUGGAUCUAUGCUAUAUGCAGCAUUAUUGCCAUAUUGAUUAACAUAUUUAUAUUGUCGCUCUUGGGAUCGGUGAGAGAGGCACGUAAGAGUCAUUAUGGACAGCUGAUUAUAUAUUAUUUACUCUCUGUCAUUGUGGGUGACUCUUUAUUGGUUUAUUUGGCUCUCAAAAAUCCCAUGAAUCUAACCCAUGAAGCAUGUCGUAAUAUAGGUUUAUUGGCCUAUUUAUUUAUCAUGUUGUCAUUUUGCUUCUUGGCCUAUUGUAGUUUUGAUUUUCUACAAAAAUUCCAAUUGAAAUCCAUAAGAAAUUGGCUACGUAAAUUAUCAUAUUUCAUAUUGAUUAUCCUGAUCAUAGGUCUACGUUAUUUGGUAGCCUUUGCUCAGGAUUCCAAAAUACCAAAACACUUUAAGCCAGGCAUUGGCGAGGAUUAUUGUUGGUUUGAUGUUCGUCUGUGGGGCAUAUUGAUUUACUAUUAUUGUCCAAUAUUUUUGCUAUUGAUAUUUAGCAUUGUUUGCUGUAUUAGAGCAUAUUUUGCCAUUUAUCAGCUACCCGAAGACACACACUAUAUAUUGGGUACCCAAUUGAAAGUCAUGAAGAUACACUUUUAUGCCUUCUCUGGCUAUCUAAUUGGAGUCUCUGGCGUUUGGUUGCGUGAGAUAAUAGUUUAUAUUAUGGCACGCAUGCGCGAACAUUUCUUUAUCAUUGACUUUUGGAGUGGUAUUUGUAUAUUGGGUCUGGCUAUAGCCGGAUUUAUAUUGCUUUUGGGCCGUAAUAUGCAUGUGAAGACAUGGUGGGCCAUCAAUGUUGAGUCAAGUCAAACCGAUUUGAGUGUUAUAAAUGCUCGGGUAUAUAAAUUCGAUGAGAAGGGAGAUCUUAAAUCACCUGACUCACCCUAUCAGCCAACGGUGACAUCACUUUAAAUGUUUAUUUUCUUCAGGUAAUACUAUUUACGCCUCAUUCUC